Molecule: messenger RNA, 1053 nt
Organism: Rhizophagus irregularis DAOM 181602=DAOM 197198
Lineage: Eukaryota; Fungi; Glomeromycota; Glomeromycetes; Glomerales; Glomeraceae
Molecular function (GO): oxidoreductase activity, acting on paired donors, with incorporation or reduction of molecular oxygen; heme binding; monooxygenase activity
Source: RefSeq, a predicted model, not a curated record
CCAUUCUCGUUGGAGAUAGUUUAUGUCAUGAUAAUGAUUUAAUUAAUAUAUUUAUGAAUUUUAGUAAUGAAUUAUAUAAAUUAUUAAAAGUUCCCGAAUCUUUAGGAUUGAUUCAUCCAUGGAUUUUCCAACAGAGUCUUAUAAUGAGAUUUAGAUUUGGAAGGUGUAAAAUAAAGAAACUUCAAGAAAUUGUAAUUGAAAAAAUCAAGCCGGAGAUCGAAGAACGUCUUAGACAGGAACGAAAGUUUGGAAAUAACUGGAAACCUCCAGUUGAUUGUAUUCAAUACUUGUUGAGUCAACCUGGCGUAGAUAAAGAAAAUCCAGAUUAUGUUUGGAUAUCCGGAUACUUACUUGCAAUCACGUUCGCUUCAAUGUCAACAACGGUUUCUUCUACUACAAAUUUUUUAUUAGAUUUUGCUUCGAGACCAGAAUAUUGGGAUGACUUGUUAGAAGAGCAAGAAAAAUUCAACCCAAAUGAUAAAUUAACUGAUUUAGAUCAAAUUUCUAAAAUGGAAAAAUUGGAUAGUUUUCUCAAGGAAGCUUUAAGAUUAACUGGAAAUGUUUUUAGUUUAAUUCAUAGAGUAACUGGAUCAGAACUCAAAUUUUCUAAUGGAUAUCAACUUCCAAGAGGUAGUAACGUUGGAAUUUAUUUAAAAAACGUACAUUAUGAUGAUGAAAGAUACGGACCAGAUCCAAAUAAAUUUGACGGAUAUAGAUAUUUAGGAAAAGAAUCUCCAACAUCGAAAGUUUCUAGAGACUUUCUUCACUUUGGUAUGGGACGACAUGCUUGUCCUGGAAGAAUUUUUGCUAUUAAUGAGAUAAAAAUGCUUAGUAGUAUUCUUAUUAAGAAAUAUAAAAUUACUACAAAAAGUAAGAAAAGGCCUUCUAAUUUUAUAAUUAGUGGUGUUUCUUUCCCUAAUCCUGAACCAUUGAUCUUUGAAAAAAGAGUGAAAGCAUAAAUUAUAAUUUUUACAAUUAAAAAUUAAAUAUUAUGUCAUUUCUUUUAUUAUUAAUUUUAUGUAAUUUAUUUAUUAUUGAAUUUUUUUAUUCACA